This is a messenger RNA of Stylophora pistillata, 1338 nucleotides long. RefSeq lists its product as uncharacterized. The record is from RefSeq and is a predicted model, not a curated record. Lineage: Eukaryota; Metazoa; Cnidaria; Anthozoa; Scleractinia; Pocilloporidae.
GUUAGCAUUCAAAUAAAGUCACUUUUGCUUUGAAAGUGAAGAUGUCAGCGAAAUGCGUGGUCAUUGGCGGUUCUUUCUGCUUGAUCGUAUUCACUUGUGGCUUAUUGUUUUUGGAAUUUCCAAAUUAUCUCAACGCUCAAAAUUCACAAAGCGAAACAACUUUGACGUUCUCAAGUGUCCCGGAAAUGGUUUGCUACCUUCAAGAAGAUGCAAAUGAAGAUGAUAAUCGCCCUUCGCUGCAAUCGUUUCUGCAAGCAUCGUCAACUAACGAGGACCAAGAUCUUCGUUUAAGUGGCCUAGCAGUGCUUUCCAAACUGGCCAAUGCCUGCCAACCUCUAGUUGAUGUAAACAAGGCGAAAAUGCAAAUCAACAAAAUCGCUCUCGUCAGUGUUGAGRACAUGACGUUAUCACACUCGAAUGGCUCAGACGGAAGAAGAAAUUCUGUUGCGUGACUGGCAUAUCACAACAAGUCGUUGAGGAGUCCACAGUUGGCAACGCGGAAACUGAGGAGAGUCAGGAACAGAACAUACACGACAUCACUGGUGAAGGAAAUGAAGAUGAAUCACAACCUUUGAUCAUUAUAAUGGACGCUAACGCUGCUUCGACAAGAAAUGACAACGUUGGUAGAUGUAGAAUUGUAGUUUCCAUGACGAGGAUAUUUGGAAAAGGUAUUCGCUACCUAACUGUUUGUUUUGGUUAUGUGAUUCUCGCUCUGGCAGCGCUCCCUGUAGGUCUUUCGAGUGGGGGAUGGUCUUUUUUUCGAUUUGAUGAGCGAGAAAGAGUUAGGCAAGAUAAUUUUUGGGAUGAUUUUCUCUCCUAUAACGGAACCUCACCAGAUUUGAUUUUCCUUUUGCCACCUUCCAUUAUAUUCGCCAGACGAUCUCAGCUGAUUUCACUCGCUCUCGCGGUAUGGUGGCCAGUUUUUCAAAUCUAUUGUUUUUUUAUGUACAGUAAGCUUGUCUGUAAAAGUACUUGGACCGUUUCGACAAACUUCACAAAGCUGAUUCGAAGUGAUUGGUUUUCAUCCAACAUAUACUUGCUCGUUUUGUGCUUCGUUGUACCGUACUGUUCUCACGGCCAAAUUCAAAUUGCUUACCUUUCUGAUAGAUUUUUCUAUUUUACAGUGUACAAUUUAAUGUACACAGUUUGCAAUUUUCUUUUUAUUAUCAUUCUCAACAAGCACAAAGUUGUCACACGGUAUAUGUUCUACAUCAGUGUAUGUAUGAUCUGUGCUUAUGUUGAAAGUGACAUAGUAGCAGUGUUUUAUUUCAUUCUCAAUUCCCAAGGAGCCCUUAACAACUUAAAACUCACUGCUCUUCGCACGUUAGCACUUGGCCU